UUCGGCCUAAUUUGCUAAAAACUAAUAGGGCUUCACAUCAUACGUCGCCGUUCGACUGACUUUGCCUCUGUUUACGCCUACUGUCCGAAUUGUGCAGGAGCUCCCCAAAGCGAUUCCAGAGCCUUUCGUCCAAUUAUUCCUAGGGUUUCUCUGAGCUCUCUCUCCGAAAGACUCUAAGGGCUUGAAAACUUUGAAGCUUGAAGAAAUGAGGCCAAUAUUUUGCGGCAACUUGGAUUUUGAUGCACGGCAAGGGGAUGUUGAGCGGCUUUUCAGGAGAUAUGGGAAAGUUGAGAGGGUGGAUGUUAAGUCUGGAUUUGCUUUUGUCUAUAUGGAUGAUGAACGAGAUGCUGAGUAUGCAAUUCGGAGACUUGACAGGACAGAAUUUGGUAGGAAGGGACGCCGACUACGUAUUGAGUGGACCAAGCAUGAAAGAGGGAUUAGGAAACCUGUUGAUUCAAAAAGACCUUCAGCGAACACGAAGCCCUCGAAAACCUUGUUUGUUAUCAAUUUUGAUCCAAUCCAUACCAGGACAAGGGAUCUGGAGAGGCACUUUGAUCCAUACGGCAAAAUAGUGAACAUAAGGAUUAGAAGGAAUUUUGCAUUCAUUCAAUAUGAAUCACAGGAAGAUGCUACCAAAGCAUUGGAAGCAACAAAUUCAAGCAAGUUCAUGGAUAGGGUUAUUUCCGUGGAAUAUGCUGUUCGUGAUGAUGAUGAUAGAAGAAAUGGACACAGUCCUGAUAGAAGGGGCCGUGACAUGUCUCCUGAUAGAAGAAGCAAUGAUCGUGGGCGAUCUCCAAGUCCAUACCGCAGAGAUAGGGCUAGCCCUGAUUAUGGCCAUGGCUCCCGUAUAAGUUCUAGAUCUGAUCCAAGAAGAAGUCCUGAUUAUGAGAGAGCUGAAAGCCCAAUCAAUGACAGAUCCCGUCCUAGUUCUAGACCUGAACCAAGGAGGAGUCCCAGUUAUGAGAGGGCUGCUAGCCCAGUCAAUGAUAGAUCCCGUCCAAGUUCUAGACGUGAACCAAGAAGAAGUCCCAGUUAUGAGAGAGCUGCAAGCCCAGUCAAUGAUAGAUCCCGCAGCCGUUCUCCCCCACCGCGGGAAAGAUCCCGUUCCUGAAAACCAGCAGGAUGGAGCCUUGUUGUAGUGGUUAGCUGGCCUUCUCUUUCAUUCGUAGUUGACAACUGAAGUUUGGUUUUUCCUUUGUUGUUAGAA
Messenger RNA from Prunus avium (sweet cherry), 1207 nucleotides. The record is from RefSeq and is a predicted model, not a curated record. Lineage: Eukaryota; Viridiplantae; Streptophyta; Magnoliopsida; Rosales; Rosaceae.